Molecule: messenger RNA, 1689 nt
Organism: Cladophialophora bantiana CBS 173.52
Lineage: Eukaryota; Fungi; Ascomycota; Eurotiomycetes; Chaetothyriales; Herpotrichiellaceae
Exons: 5
Coding region: 1-1689 (562 amino acids)
Biological process (GO): regulation of DNA-templated transcription; DNA-templated transcription
Molecular function (GO): zinc ion binding; DNA binding; DNA-binding transcription factor activity, RNA polymerase II-specific
Source: RefSeq, a predicted model, not a curated record
AUGAGCCAUCAGUCACCUCCGCAACAGUCGCCUCUACCCACGCAGGAUCUCCCCUGCGUCGACUGUAGACGGAGGAAGGUCAGGUGUUCGAAGACAGAGCCAUGUUUCAAUUGUCAACGCUUCGGCGUCGAGUGCGUCUACGAGGACUCAGGCCGUCUAGUGAACCGACGCACGCCUAAGUCGAAUGACCCGUUGACCAGGCGAGUCGCUGAGCUCGAAGACCUCGUACGAAAUCUGAGUCGUCGACCACAGCAAGGAAACCCGAUGGAAACCAUGACCCAGAACAUCCUACACAGGUUCUCCGGUCAAGCUGCUACGCCAGGAGAUGGUGCUACAGAUGGCAAACUUGUAUUCGACAAGGACAGUGCAGACCUCCAAUUGCAUCGAACCUGCAAUUUCUUUUUCGGGACCGAGUCUGAUCUUGUCAUGUCGGUAGGAGACCUGAAAUUUACCUUGCAAGCAGAACCCAAGUCGCAAAGGGACGCUUUCUUCUUCCCCUACACAGGUGGUCAAAGCCAACCUGCUUUCGCCCACCCGCCCAUAUCCGAAAGCGACUUCUUAAUUCAGAUGUUUCUUGACAAGGUGGACCCAUUUGUCAAGAUUCUGCACAAGCCGACGCUGCUGCUCGAACUGAAUCAUUUCCGCCGCGGUGUGUCUGCGAACCCCACUGAGUUCGGAUGCCGUCUCUUCGUGGUCUACUCUCUAGCACUGCUGUCGAUGUGCUCAACCCUGGUCGAGUUUCGCCUUCAUGAGUCCAAAGAGGUGUUGCUUUCGCGAUAUCGCUCAUAUGCGGAGCACAGUCUGAGUCGAAUGGACCUCACCACAAGUGGAAUGCUCCACGCUAGCAGUCUCCUAGCCGUGGCUUUUGCAAUGGCUAGACGAAUGGGUCUCAAUCACGAUGGGACACAUUUUUCUCUUUCUCCGUGGCAGAUCGAGCUACGGCGACGACUGUGGCAUCGCCUUGCGCUUCUGGAUACCUGGUGUGUUGAGAACCAUGGGCUCCAACCAAUGAUUCAGCCCGUUCACAAUGAUACUUCUCUUCCUCAAAACCAGGACGACUCGGACUGGGAUACUACCGAGUUCGCUUCAACUCGUCCUCGAGAGCAGAACAGAUUUACCGGCAUGACGUUAGCCUUGGUUCACUACGAGGUGGGCGCUCUCGCAAUGUUUAUCCUCAACAACACUUUCACGCCCUCUAUAACAGUUCGCGCAUUCAAAAGGCUCAGAUUGAUACAACUCCAAUCGGUCCUGAAUGCGAGGGGCAUCAACGAGACACAGCGGGCCGGGCUCGAAGCCAAAGUCUACCACCUGUCCAUCGACUUCUGCAAAAGCAUCCAGAAUCUCAUCGGCUUCUAUACGCCCUACAGUCUCGACUGGGCUGUCGUCCGGGCCUUUUCAUGGCACUCGGUCGCCACCAUGCUCUCCAUGGUCCUCCGCCACGAGGUGCUGAGCAACACCCCCGAAGCCCGCGCCGCGAGCUGCCGCAUCGAACAGCUCUUCCAGAAGCGUCCCUCGAUCGACUUCCUCGAGGGGAACGACAACCUGUGGGAACCGCUCAGGGUCUUGCGCGCCGAACUUGCCGGCCGAGAGGGCGCUGCCGUCGCGGCCCACGCCGGGAUAGGAGUCGAUGUUGGUGGAGCGGAGGGUCUGAUACCGGCACGGACGAAGGGACGGACUUGGUUUCGAUGA